AUGGCAAAAUAUGUAAAAAAAGUUGGUGGAAGACAGUAUCAAAAUUAUUCGGAAGAAACUUUAAAAAAAGCCGUAAUGGAAUUAAAGACAAAAAAAAUAACUUUUCGGGAUGCAGAAAAAAAGUAUAGGAUAUCAAAGUCUACUCUGCAAAGAAAAGUAAAUAAUAAAAAUAUGAUGAAAGUGGGCAGACCAAAUACAUUGUCGGAAAAAGAUGAGGAAAAUCUAGUUAAGGGAAUAUGUUUGUCUAGUAAAUGGGGAUUUCCUUUUACAUCUAUGGAUAUCCGGUUAUUGGUACAACAAUUCCUGAAUAAAAAUGGUUUUAAGGAAAAACGGUUUACAAACAAUUUACCCGGAUAUGAAUGGUUCAAACAUUUUUUAGAUAGACAUAAAUCUAUAUUAAGUGAGCGAUUAGCCGAAAAUAUAAAGAGAUCAAGAGCGGAAAUCAACCAUGAAUCUAUAAAAAAAUAUUUUGAACACUUAAAAAACUCGUUAGCCGGAGUUUCUGCAAAUUUAAUUAUUAAUUAUGACGAAACCAAUAUUACUGACGACCCUGGGAAAGCCAAGAUAAUAACAAGGAGAGGUUGCAAACAUCCAGAACGAAUUUUAGACUCGUCUAAAUCUAGUGUAUCCGUAAUGUUUGCUGGAACAGCCUCCGGGUAUUUAUUACCACCCUAUGUGGUAUACAAAGCGGAAAACUUAUAUGAUAGUUGGACAGAGGGUGGGCCUAAAGGAACUAGGUAUAAUCGUUCCAAGUCUGGAUGGUUCGAUGGUGUUUUAUUCGAAGACUGGUUUAAUAAAUUAAUCUUACCAUACUAUAAAAAAUUUCCCGCUGAUAUCCCAAAAGCAAUGAUUGGUGAUAAUCUCGCCAGCCACAUAUCACUUGCUGUAAUUGAAAAAUGUAAAGAAUACAAUAUAAGGUUUAUUUUGUUACCACCAAAUAGUACUCAUCUGUGUCAACCCUUAGAUGUGGCAUUUUUUAGGCCACUAAAAAUCCAUUGGAGAAAGACUUUAUUGGCUUAUAAAAAUAAACAUCGUGGUAGUAUCCCAAAAACAGAAUUUCCUAGGGUUUUUAAGAACGCUUUGGAUAGACUAAAUAUUGAUAACUGUGCAUCAAAAAAUUUGAUUUCGGGAUUUAAAGCUACGGGAAUUUACCCUUUAGAUGAAAACAUGGUGCUUUGCAAAAUACCUACUUUAAGUAGACAUUUGAACGAAUCAAUAAGUACUAGUGAAGAUACUGGAACGAGUUGGUGCGAAACAUUUGAAAAUUUUUUAUCUGAAUCAAGGGUUAAAGAAACAUCUAACCUUAGAAAAAACCAACGCAAAAAGUUAUCAGUUCAACCAGGAAAGAGCAUUACUUCAAAAGCAGACCUUAGUGACGAAGAAGACUUUGACAUAAAUCAGCCAUCUACCAGCAGUUUGAAUGCUGUUUCAAAUACUCCAUCAACUCUAAAAAGUCGUAAAAUGGUAAAGUCUCUAUCAACUCAAGAAUUUUCUGUUUCUGGGUUUUGCAAAGGUGAUUUUGUAGUUGCUCAUUUAUUGUACAAUGUAAAUACUUCCAAAGAGGGAAUAAAGAAAUUUUACGCUCAAAUUGAGGAUAUAGAUGAAAAUUCCGAUCCUAUACAGUUAAAGCUAAAAUAUCUAAAGCAAUCGGUUGGAUCGAGAGAUAUUUAUACAUUUCCUCUGAUAGAAGAUAUUGGAUAUGUAACAGUGGAUCAAAUUUCCGACAUUGUUUACCCUGGUGUGUUUAAACGAAAUCGUUAUAAGUUUCCUUCAACAGAUUAA
This is a messenger RNA of Macrosiphum euphorbiae (potato aphid), 1782 nucleotides long. The record is from the annotation of a GenBank genome assembly. NCBI's taxonomy places the organism in Eukaryota, Metazoa, Arthropoda, Insecta, Hemiptera, Aphididae.